CUCAGGGGGCUGUGCUCUCCGUGGUUCGAGAGGGUGAGCAUGCUGGUCAUCCUGCUCAACUGCGUGACACUGGGCAUGUUCCACCCCUGCGAGGACAUUGCCUGCGACUCACCACGCUGCAGGAUCCUCCAGAGCUUCGAUGAUUUCAUCUUUGCCUUCUUCGCUGUGGAAAUGAUUGUCAAGAUGAUUGCACUGGGGAUUUUUGGGAAGAAAUGCUACUUGGGAGACACGUGGAACCGCCUGGACUUCUUCAUCGUCAUUGCGGGGAUGCUGGAGUACUCCCUGGACCUGCAGAACGUCAGCUUCUCAGCGGUCCGCACCGUCCGUGUCCUGCGGCCACUCAGGGCCAUUAACAGGGUCCCCAGUAUGCGCAUUCUGGUGACACUUCUUUUGGACACGCUGCCCAUGCUGGGGAACGUCCUCCUCCUCUGCUUCUUCGUCUUCUUCAUCUUUGGCAUCGUGGGAGUCCAGCUGUGGGCAGGUUUGCUCAGGAACCGCUGCUUCCUCCCUGAGAACUUCAGCAUCCCCUACACAGUGGAUUUGGAGCGAUACUACCAGACAGAGAAUGAAGAUGAGAACCCCUUCAUCUGCUCCCAGCCCCGGGAGAACGGGAUGCGCUACUGCCGGAGUAUCCCAACACGGAGGGAAGAGGGUCUCGAGUGCACCCUGGAUUAUUAUUCCUACAAUGACACCACCAACACGUCCUGUGUCAACUGGAACCAAUAUUACACCAACUGCUCCGCUGGGGAGCACAACCCUUUCAAGGGAGCCAUCAACUUUGAUAACAUUGGCUACGCCUGGAUCGCGAUAUUUCAGGUCAUCACACUGGAAGGCUGGGUGGACAUCAUGUACUUUGUCAUGGACGCACACUCCUUCUACAACUUCAUCUACUUCAUCCUCCUGAUCAUUGUGGGCUCCUUCUUCAUGAUCAACCUCUGCCUGGUGGUGAUAGCAACGCAGUUCUCCGAGACGAAGCAGCGCGAGAGCCAGCUGAUGAAGGAGCAACGGGUGCGCUACCUGUCCAACGCCAGUACCCUCGCCAGCUUUUCGGAGCCAGGCAGCUGCUAUGACGAACUCCUCAAGUACCUGGUUUACAUUGCCCGUAAAGGCAGCAAGCAGCUCGUGGAGGUCUACCGGGUGGCGGGCGUGAGGAUGGGCUUCCUCACCAGCCCCGUGAGCAAGGCGGGGGCUGACCGCCAUGCUGGGAAGCGCCGGAGCAGGAAGAGGUCCUCUGUGCACCACCUCAUCCACCACCAUCACCAUCACCACCACCACUACCACCUGGGCAAUGGGAAUCUGCGGGCACCCCGCGCCAGCCCAGAGAUCAGUGAUGUGGAGACCAGCUCGCUCCACAACGGGACCAACCGGCUGAUGCUCCCUCCCUCGGCACCAAACCCCCACGGUGUCCCCAGUGCUGCUCCCAGCAACACCGAGUCCGUCCACAGCAUCUACCAUGCUGACUGCCACUUUGAGCCGGUGCGCUGCCGGUCAUCCCUCCCGCAGCCAGGCCUCAGCUUGCCGAGCCCAGAGGGGAUCCCCAAGAACGUCGUGGGCAGCAAGGUGUACCCCACGGUGCACCCCAGUACCUCCCAUGAGGUGCUGAAGGAGAAGAGCCUGGGGGAGGUGGCGGUCGGUGCUGGGAGCAGCACCUUGACAAGCCUCAACAUCCCGCCCGGGCCGUACAGCACCAUGCACAAGCUGCUGGAGACGCAGAGUACGGGGUUCUUUUCAGUCCACGUUACGGAGAAAGGCGACGGCUUUCCAGGUCCCUGCCAAAGCUCCUGCAAGAUCUCCAGUCCCUGCACCAAGCUGGACAGCGGCUCCUGCAACCCUGAGAGCUGCCCGUACUGCCUCAAGGCACUGGCGAGCGAGGCCGAGCUGACAGACAACGAGACUGCCGACUCGGACAGCGAGGGGGUCUACGAGUUCACACAGGACGCCCACUACAGCGACCAGCGGGACCCACAGCGGGGCAGAGCCCGGGCCAGGAGAACGAGCCGGGUGCUGGCCUUCUGGCAUGUGGUGUGCGAGACCUUCCGGAAGAUUGUAGACAGCAAAUAUUUUGGCCGUGGGAUCAUGGUGGCCAUUCUCAUCAACACGCUCAGCAUGGGGAUCGAGUACCAUGAGCAGCCGGAGGAGCUUACCAAUGCCCUGGAGAUCAGCAACAUAGUCUUCACAAGCCUCUUUGCCCUGGAGAUGCUGUUGAAAGUCCUUGUUUAUGGUCCUUUUGGCUACAUUAAGAAUCCAUACAACAUCUUUGAUGGGAUCAUCGUGGUGAUUAGUGUGUGGGAGAUAGUGGGCCAGCAAGGCGGGGGGCUCUCAGUCCUGCGGACCUUUCGGCUCAUGCGAGUUUUGAAGCUGGUCCGCUUCAUGCCAGCCCUCCAGCGCCAGCUUGUAGUCCUCAUGAAGACCAUGGACAACGUGGCCACGUUCUGCAUGUUGCUGAUGCUCUUCAUCUUCAUCUUUAGCAUCCUGGGGAUGCACCUCUUUGGCUGUAAGUUUGCUUCGGAGCGAGAUGGCGACACACUGCCUGACAGGAAGAACUUUGACUCCUUGCUCUGGGCCAUUGUCACCGUUUUCCAGAUUUUGACCCAGGAAGACUGGAACAAGGUCCUCUACAAUGGCAUGGCAUCGACCUCCUCCUGGGCUGCUCUCUACUUCAUCGCUCUCAUGACGUUUGGGAAUUAUGUUCUCUUUAACCUGCUGGUGGCCAUCCUGGUAGAGGGUUUCCAGACGGAGAAAGGCAAACUGGGAGUGCAAGAACAGGGUGAUGCUUCCAAGUCUGAUUCCGAGGGGGAUCUCUUCCCCCACAGCCUGGAAGAGGAGGGAGGACUUAAGAAAAACUUGUCGAAUCCAGCCUUGAUGGCCCUGAGCGACCACCCAGAGCUGAAGAAGAGCCUGACCCCGCCGCUGAUCAUACACACUGCUGCCACGCCGAUGCCCAUGCCCAAGAGUGCCAUGUUUGGAGAUGCAGCGCAGGGCUAUGAGUCGCGCCGGGCCAGUGGCGUCUCCAUGGACCCCGCCACCUACGAGCUCAAGUCCCCGCCCAGUGCCCGCAGCUCCCCGCACAGCCCCUGGAGCGCCAGCAGCAGCUGGAACAGCCGCCGGUCCAGCUGGAACAGCAUCGGCCGGGCCCCCAGUCUCAAGCGUCGGGGUCAGAGCAGUGAGCGCAGAUCCCUUCUCUCCGGAGAGGGGAAGGAGAGCUCAGAGGAAGGGGAGAGCUCUGAUGAGGAGCGCUCCAGCCGGGCUGGCAGCUUCAAUGGCUCUUUGCCUCAUCGCAUGGAGUCGCUGGAAACAAAAGGCUCCUUCGACCUCCAGGAUACCCUGCAGGUGCCCUCCCUGUACCGGACCAGUAGCAUGCACAGCAGCCGGACCUCCGCCUCUGAGCACCAGGACUGCAACGGGAAGACCUCUCCGGGUCUGCUGCUGCACCAGCUCCACCUGGAUGACCCUCGACAGGACUGCGAUGACUGCGAUGAUGAAGGCAAUAUGAGCAAAAGGGACCGCAUGAAGGCGUGGGUACGGGCACGUCUCCCCACCUGCUGCAAAGAGAGAGACUCCUGGUCCAUCUAUAUCUUCGCCCCUCACUCAAGAUUUCGUCUGAUGUGCAAUAAAAUCAUCACACACAAGAUGUUUGAUCAUAUCGUCUUGGUGAUCAUUUUCCUGAACUGCAUUACCAUUGCUAUGGAACGACCCAAAAUCGAGCCUCACAGUGCUGAACGGAUUUUCCUAACGCUCUCCAACUACAUCUUUACAGUUAUCUUCCUGACUGAGAUGACAGUUAAGGUGGUGGCACUAGGCUUGUGUUUUGGGGAGAAAGCCUACUUGAAAAGCAGCUGGAACGUGCUGGAUGGGGUGCUGGUUCUCAUCUCCGUCAUCGACAUCCUGGUCUCAAUGGUGUCAGACAGCGGCACAAAAAUCCUGGGGAUGCUACGGGUUUUGAGACUGCUGAGAACGCUGCGUCCCUUAAGAGUCAUUAGCCGAGCCCAAGGACUGAAGCUGGUGGUGGAGACUCUCAUGUCAUCCCUGAAGCCCAUUGGGAACAUCGUGGUCAUCUGCUGUGCCUUUUUCAUAAUCUUUGGGAUCCUGGGAGUUCAGCUUUUCAAAGGCAAGUUUUUUGUCUGCCAGGGGGAGGACACCAGAAACAUCACAAAUAAAUCGGAUUGUACAGAAGCAAGCUACAAAUGGGUCCGGCACAAGUAUAAUUUUGAUAAUCUCGGCCAGGCCCUGAUGUCUCUCUUUGUUCUGGCCUCCAAGGACGGGUGGGUGGAUAUCAUGUAUGAUGGAUUAGAUGCUGUGGGAGUUGACCAGCAGCCAGUCAUGAACUACAACCCGUGGAUGCUCCUCUACUUCAUCUCCUUCCUUCUGAUCGUGGCCUUCUUUGUCCUCAACAUGUUCGUGGGGGUGGUGGUGGAGAAUUUCCACAAGUGUCGGCAGCACCAGGAGGAGGAAGAAGCCAAGAGGCGGGAGGAGAAGAGGCUUCGCCGGCUGGAGAAAAAGAGAAGGAGUAAGGAGAAACAGAUGGCUGAUCUAAUGCUGGAUGAUGUAUUAAUGGAGAGCUCAGCCAGUGCAGUGCAAGAAGCACAGUGUAAGCCCUACUACUCGGAUUACUCCCGCUUCCGUCUCCUGAUCCACCAGAUGUGCACCAGUCACUACCUGGAUUUGUUCAUCACUGGAGUGAUCGGCCUCAACGUGAUCACCAUGGCCAUGGAGCACUACCAGCAGCCAAAGGUCCUUGAUGAAGCCCUGAAGAUUUGCAAUUAUAUCUUCACUGUUAUCUUUGUCCUGGAGUCUGUUUUCAAGCUUAUCGCCUUUGGGUUCCGUCGUUUCUUCCAAGACAGAUGGAACCAAUUAGAUCUGGCAAUCGUGCUGCUGUCUAUCAUGGGCAUCACUUUGGAAGAGAUCGAGGUGAACGCUUCACUACCAAUUAACCCCACUAUUAUCCGAAUCAUGAGGGUUCUCAGGAUUGCUCGAGUGUUGAAGUUGCUGAAGAUGGCUGUAGGGAUGAGAGCCCUGUUGGACACGGUGAUGCAAGCACUGCCGCAGGUGGGGAAUCUGGGUCUUCUCUUCAUGUUGUUGUUUUUCAUAUUUGCAGCUCUUGGAGUGGAGCUGUUUGGAGACCUUGAGUGCGAUGACACGCACCCCUGCGAGGGGCUGGGACGGCAUGCCACCUUCAGAAACUUUGGGAUGGCCUUUCUGACUCUCUUCCGAGUAUCCACAGGAGACAACUGGAAUGGGAUAAUGAAGGAUACACUGCGAGACUGUGACCAGGAGUCCACCUGUUACAACACUGUCAUUUCACCCAUCUACUUCGUCUCCUUCGUGCUGACAGCCCAGUUUGUCCUGGUGAACGUGGUGAUCGCCGUGCUCAUGAAGCACUUGGAGGAGAGCAACAAGGAGGCGAAGGAGGAGGCAGAGCUCGAAGCAGAACUGGAGAUGGAAAUGAAGACAAUCACCCCCGGCCAACACAGCCCCUCGGACAUCUUUGCGUGGACAGGCAGUGCUGCUGGAGAGAGACCCGGGAGCCCCCGAGGAUGUACCAAUCCCAUGCAAGUCAAGGUGGAUUCUCAGCUCUCAUUAGUUUACCCUAUGGAAAGGCACUUGUUUGAUACCAUAUCACUGCUGAUCCAGGAAUCUCUGGAAGGAGAGCUGAAGCUGAUGGACAACCUGUCAGGCUCUGUGUGCCAUCAUUAUGCCCUCCCAGCUCCCGAAUAUUACAACUCUGAGAACCAGGCUGAUCUCCGCUCCAAAGAUGACACGCUGACCCUGUCUCCCAGCAAGGACUUGCUGAGUGUGAGAAAGCCUUCGGUGGGGCGCACCCACUCUUUGCCAAAUGACAGCUACAUGUUCCAGCCGCCGUACUUCAGCCCCUGCCCUGCCUCCCUGGGCGAGAGGAAUCCGGCACAUCACAAGUCCCAGUCAGGUUCAAAGGCAUCGGUGCAGUCGCAGCCGGCAGACACCAGCUCUCUCCUGCAAAUUCCAAAAGACCAUUUUCACCAUGUAAGAGCUCAUGACCAUUUGGUGAGGGAGAGCAAACCCCAGGUUUCCCAGCAGGUGCACUCUCCUUCUGCAGAAAGGCUGCUCCGCAGACAGAUGGCUAUAAGGAACGACUCUUUGGAUAGCAAGGAGAAUCUCCACACCGAGGUGAGUGAACUCUCUGACUCAAAUAUCCCCGCUGUGCCCAAGGAGGAGUCAUCAGUGGCUCUGACGCCCUCAGAAGCACAAGAGUUGGCUGCAUGGAGCCGGGCAAGCGUUCAUACGCAGCAGCUUUCCCACAAUCAGUAUAAUAUUUCAAAGCAGGCACCAGGGUCGUGUGCUUGUGCAGACUCGUAUCAGGAGACACCUGGAGAUUCAAUGGACCAAGAAGUAUCUGAGAUAAACAGCUCCUCGGAGCCUUUCACUUCAGAAACUUGUACAGCCUCGAGUGCCUGUUCAGAUGUUCAGCCUCUCACUCCUAAGAGGAACAUAGGCAAUACUGGCAACGUUACAUUGAAGGACCUGAAGAAAUACCACAGUGUAGACACCCAGGGUCUUCUAAAAAAACCGCCCUCUUGGUUAGAUGAUCAAAGGAGACAUUCAAUAGAAAUUUGUUCAAUGGAAAACAGCCCUCAGCACCAUUCCACAUCUAGCUCUUCUGGCUUCAUAAGUCAGGUGGUAAGUGAAAUGGAAGGCUUGCAAGGAACACGGCAGAAGAAAAAACUGAGCCCUCCAUGUAUAUCUAUAGAUCCACCCGAUGGACAGAGUUUACUACCUAGAGGACCUCACAGCAUCUCACCUGCCAGUGGAGACAUUUGCUUGAGACGGCGUGCUCCAUCUUGUGAGUCCAAGGAUUCGAUGGAUAUAGGGGAUUCAUUGCUUCCAGACAGUAUGUCAACAUCUCCUACCCCAAAGAAAGACUUGUUGACACUUCCUAGCUUUUCCUUUGAUCAAACGGAAAUGGACCCUUGA
Molecule: messenger RNA, 6948 nt
Organism: Pelecanus crispus (Dalmatian pelican)
Lineage: Eukaryota; Metazoa; Chordata; Aves; Pelecaniformes; Pelecanidae
Source: RefSeq, a predicted model, not a curated record